This is a messenger RNA of Chelonoidis abingdonii (Abingdon island giant tortoise), 3282 nucleotides long. The record is from RefSeq and is a predicted model, not a curated record. Lineage: Eukaryota; Metazoa; Chordata; Testudines; Testudinidae.
AGAGGUCCGGAGACAUUUACCAAGGGCGUGGGCGGGCUGUCGGAGGCCCUGAUCCCUAUAGCUACUCCCAGUGGCUUGUCUGGCCCGCGAUUCCAGUUGCCUCACUAGCCUGGGAGGACCCAAUACUCGCGCCGGCCCUGUGGCGGGAGAGGAAACGAGCUUAUUUCCUCGGAGUCGAGAAGCGGCGGCCGCAACCGAGAGCAUAACCGCACCGAGAACCUCACCUACAGUCCACCGGCGACUUCCUUCCACCGGGAGCUCCUUUACAUGGACACAGGCGGAGUGCCCCCUCGGCGCCUAAUUGGUUCCCAGGUGUGUAGGCUACGCCCCGCCCCGUGGACACGCCCCCACAGGGUCAAAGUUACUGAUCCCAUGGCAACUGAUGUUUCUAAUAGUCCAAGUCUGUGACUUUGCCCAGAUGUCAUUCAGUUCUGGCAACUGGAGUGAACUUAGGAUGUCAGCCAAGACCUUUUGGGGGAUUCUUGCCCUGCUCCGAAUUUUCUGGUGUCUUCUUCCUCAGACAGGUUACCUUCAUCCUGAUGAAUUCUUCCAAUCACCUGAGGUCAUGGCAGGAGAUAUUUUAGACCUACAAGUCUAUUAUCCCUGGGAAUUCCUUUCCAAUUCUCCUUGUAGAACAGUUGUGUUCCCAUUAAUUACAUCUGGCAUUACCUACUGGAUGAUCAAGUCUUUGCAACAGCUGGGCAUGUGGUCAAAUGGCAUCAACAGCUACACCCUUCUUGUGUCACCUCGCCUUCUCCUCACCACCUUUUCUUUCAUACUUGACUAUAGCGUGUAUUGGCUAGCUCCUUUCUGGGGUGCAGAUCGGUGGAACGCCCUGGUUCUGCUUGCUGGGUCCUAUGUCACACUAGUAUUUUACACAAGAACAUUUACUAACACACUUGAAGGACUUCUGUUUGCCCUGCUGAUGGUACUAGUAUCUCCAAAAGCAGUUGGUUAUGGAACAGACAUCAGCCAAGCGAAACCUACCCGUAGCAGUCUCAUAGGGAUUAUAACAGUUGCUGGGUUUUUCAACAGGCCAACUUUUCUGGCAUUUGCUUUAAUGCCACUGCUUUACUGGGCAGUUUUAAAUGCCACUACUCAGCACAGCAUUAAAACUAUUGCAAACCACCUCUUGAAGCUUGUUUCAAGCACAGCUUUCACUGCCAUCAUCUUCACAGCAGCUGACACGUUAUAUUUUACCUCCAUUGGAUCAGAGAUUAGCCUAUACAGCAUUAAAAGGAAUGGCCUGUUAAGCACCAUAGCUCAAAUAAAUCAGAAUAUAAUAGUGACCCCUUUUAAUUUUCUCUGCUAUAAUCUUAAUCCCUAUAAUCUUGCACAGCAUGGGAUUCACCCAAGAUUUACUCAUUUUGCAGUCAAUGGGAUAAUGCUCUUUGGGAUCCUGCACAUUCUGGCCAUCAGCAUUGGUUUAAAAAUGCUGAAAGUAAACAUCCAUCUAUCAUGGAUCAGACUACAUAAUCAUAGGCCACCUACAAUGUUAGUGCUUGCCAAGGGCAAUCCAACAUUAUUAUUAUUAUUCUAUUUUGUUCCUUUGGCAUUCCUUUCCCUAUUCAACCACCAAGAACCUCGAUUCCUCAUUCCUCUUAUUUUACCACUAGUCCUAUUGAUCACACCACAGAAUAGAACCCUGAAGUGGAAACCUAUCAUUAUUAUUUUCAAUGUUCUUGGUGCCCUUUUGUUUGGGUGCUUACACCAAGGAGGGCUGAUCCCAUGCCUGUCUCAUUUAGAACAGCUCAUACAUUCUACAGAGUCCCUGAACCAUCCAGCACACUAUAUUCUACUCUUUGCUCACACUUAUAUGCCUCCCAGGUUUCUGCUCAGUAUCAAUAAGAGAGACCCAUUAGUAGAAAUAAUUGAUAUGGCUGGAACUGAAGGUAACACCCUCUGCCAAACACUGGGACAAUUAGCAAACAACAUUGCCUGUGGGACUAGAGAGACUGAUAAAGAAAGAACUUGUCAUUUUUUUGUUAUAAUCCCUGGUACAGUCAGAACAACAAUACAAAAAUGUGGGGUUUUGUUCAAGAAUGAGACGUUAAUAUUUCCACACUUGACAAUGGAAGAUCCACCACAAAUAUCCUUUCUAUUCAGUGAAAAAUGGAAAAGUCAGUUAGGACUAUACAUCCUUCAGAUAGACAGAAAUGAACAGAGCAUUUAGUUAUUAGAGGAUUUAUGUUUCACUUUUUAAUUGUAUUUAGUUCUGGUGAAAGUUGCUGGAUCAACAGUCCUGGAGAUGGAUGUUCUCUCCCUUUAUUCACAGACAUGAAUACAGCACAAGCAGUGGGAGUGCAAACUUCCCCAUAUUGUCCCCCCCGCCACUAUUACCCUCACCAGUGUUCCUUAGCCUUGUUCUGGAUGGAUGCUAUCUAAGUGUGAGGUCGUUCAAUCUCCAGCAUUGUUUUUACGCCAGGAUAAUUUUCCUGCUGGGAGAGGACUAAAUCAGAGAAAAAAGGCUGAAGUUCUCUGCACAAAACUUUCCAGAUGGUUUUGGGUCAGUUCUUCUCGUGUCAGGUAUAAUGUUUUGUUUUUUGAUUUCUUUUAUUAUAUCUCUUUGGAUUAUACUUUUUAUUUAUAUGCAUUAAUGCUACAGCUAAGCAUUCAGGGCCUCCUCCCAGUAGUUACAGAAGGCUCCAGUCAUGAUAUAGAAUUCAUCUUUAUGAGCACCUCAGUUACAGGAUUGUGCAUGAUCAGAUAUAUCCUCUCAAGGGAUUGUAUCAUGUCCUUGAAAAAGGAGUGGGAUUAGUUUCAUUGUCUAGUAAUGUCUAAUGUUUUAUCACUAGCAGGUCAGAUCCUAGGAUUGGAAACCCCAGGUUCAAUUCCCAAACCAGCCACUGCUUAGUCUUACUGUUCAUUUAGCUUUUCCUGCUACAGGGCCAUUUAUCUGUGGAAACAAUAUUUUAAAUUGCCUUUCUAUUAGGAGUGGAUCUGAACUUGAACCCUGGAUCCACAGAUCCCUGAACUACAGUGAGGGGAAUUGCAGAAGUUGAACCAAGAUCUGGAUAGAAAUUUCACAGGUGACCCCAUUUGGGUACAGGAGUUUGGUUCUGGGCAUUAUGGACAAACACUUCCAGACUUCAGGGAAAUAUUAAUCCUGAUCCAAAUCUUGUAUGUCAAGCCUGUCUCUUUCAGAUGAACCUGCCAGUGAUAAAUGGGACUUGUUCAAAUGCCAGUCAUACUGCACGAAGGGCAUGGUACAUACAGUUUCAGAUCUUAAAUGCCAAUUUUACAAGGAGACCAAAUAAUGGACUAUGAAGAUAGUUUAUGAGG